Messenger RNA from Mucor velutinosus, 765 nucleotides. Its product is annotated as Chitinase 2. The transcript is spliced from 4 exons. The record is from RefSeq and is a predicted model, not a curated record. Lineage: Eukaryota; Fungi; Mucoromycota; Mucoromycetes; Mucorales; Mucoraceae. The coding region runs from base 1 to 765 and encodes 254 amino acids.
AUGAUGGCUCUAUUAACGUUGAUUUGCCAGGCAAACACUAAGCCAAAUUGGAAUCCCAUUGCAAGCGCCAUAAUUGACAAUUUGGUGGCUAACCCUCUCAAGCUCAAAGGAAAGGAGGCUCCUAUUUUAUCUGCGGUUACGGUUGCAACAAACUCUGCUGUCGCUAAAAACGUUGUCUGCUCUUCCGCUUCUUCUUCAACUUCACGUUCGACCUUUUCAACAAUGUCAACCGUUGUAUCACCUAGCAGCAAGGCAUCCUCCGAAACCACCUCAAUAAAGUUACAUAAGAUGACCGAACAGGACAAGCAAAAAGUGAAUGAAAUGUAUGCCGGACUCGAUAGAAAGAAGCUCUGGAAGUUGAAAACAGGAACAAUUGUCGAAGACAAGAUGAAGCAGCUUGCGUCAAGUCUGGAUUACGAACAUCCCAGCCACUCAAUGAUCUUGGAUAUUACUGAUUCUUGCUGGACCAAAGUCUUCGAGCCUAAUGAAUGGCAAGAGAUUCGCGACCACAAGACAGUUGAAAUGCCAAGCUCAUGCUUUGACUUUGGCAACUUGGAAUGUAUCAGUGGGGAAAAGUCCAGUCGGGCAUCUGCUGAUGCUAGCAACUCGAGCCGUUCCCUGAGUGAUCUCACUCGACAAUCCACAGGUCGAAAGAUGGAUUACCUCUUUAUCAGUAAGAAGAUCGAGUACGAGCUUGGAUAUGGCGAGUGCGCUCUGAUCAGUGGUGUCAAUACAACCAAGGAACUGUAUGACAGCUGUUUCUAG